UGGCCGGGCUAUAGGCGGUCUCUGCGUCGGUCUGCUCACCCCACGUUACCUGUCUACCUUAGCAGCCCUUUUCACCCCGAAACCCGGGGGGGUUUGGGCCAUUCGACCACCAUUGGUAAUUUGGGUAUCCUCGUCUGUUUCCUGGUAGGCUCGUACGUCAACUGGUGGUGGCUAGCGUUCGUGGGGGCAAUUAUUCCCAUGAUCUUCAACUACCCUCAUGUGCUUCGUGCCCGAGACUCCUCGUUGGUACAAUCUCCAGAGAUCGCUUUAGAGGACGCUCAAGCCUCGCUAGAAUGGCUACGGGGAUCAGCCUCCGACGUCGACUUUGAACUCGACGCCAUCCAGCGGAACUACGAAAUCGCAAAGCAAGAAUCCUCCUCUCUGAAGGACUUGUUUAGACGCCAGUAUGCCAAACCCUUCUUGCUUGCCAUGGGCCCUAUGCUCUUCCAGCAGCUGUCUGGCAUCAACGCCGUCAUUUUCUACACCGUGUCGAUCUCAAGAUGUCAGGUUCUACCAUUAACAACUACCCCGUCGACCAUUAUCGUCGGCGUGGUGAACCUGAUCUCCACCUUCCUCGCCAACGUCCUUAUUGACCGACUUGGGGAAAGAUCUCUUGUACGUCUCAAAUGUCCUGAUCGUAUUGUUUACUUUGUCGCAUUGGGAACUUUCUUCUAUUCAAGGCUGACCCAAACCCCACUGUGCAACAUGAAUACUAAAUAA
Molecule: messenger RNA, 720 nt
Organism: Penaeus monodon (black tiger shrimp)
Lineage: Eukaryota; Metazoa; Arthropoda; Malacostraca; Decapoda; Penaeidae
Product: facilitated trehalose transporter Tret1-like
Exons: 4
Biological process (GO): transmembrane transport
Cellular component (GO): membrane
Molecular function (GO): transmembrane transporter activity
Source: RefSeq, a predicted model, not a curated record